Messenger RNA from Psylliodes chrysocephalus, 682 nucleotides. The record is from the annotation of a GenBank genome assembly. Lineage: Eukaryota; Metazoa; Arthropoda; Insecta; Coleoptera; Chrysomelidae.
UGUAAUGGCGUACUCGCACACGAUAACGCAAGGAAUGACGGCUCUUUCUAUUGGAGUAGGAUUCAGUGGUUUCGCUAUAUCCGGAUUUAAUGUCAACCAUUUGGAUAUUGCUCCUAGAUACGCUAGUAUUUUGAUGGGGAUGUCAAAUGGUAUAGGUACCGUUGCUGGAGCCAUAGUGCCGUAUGUUGUGCAUUUGAUUGUGAAACAUAAGACUAAAGAAGAAUGGCGAAUCGUCUUCAUCAUAUCAGCAUUCGUUCAUUAUUCCGGAAUUAUAUUUUACGGUAUAUUCGCUUCUGGAGAUCUGCAACCGUGGGCAGAUCCUACUGCCGAAGAAGAAAAGCAGUGGAAUCAAAUGAAUGAAGCCGUACCCAUUAAAAAUCCACAACCUCAAAACGGGCUGUUUCAAAGACAGCCGAGCAACGCAGCCAACUAUGGUUCAGUGGAAACGCCUCUAGGUGCGCGUCCUCCUUCGAGACCACCACGACCUCCAUCGCUAUCGUCUCAAUCAUCGCAGCAAUUUUCGCAAGAAGGAAACGCAUCGCAAAUAUUUCCGCCGGAGAUUCCCGUCGCUCCAGCGGGAAAUCCUUUCCGAUCUUCGUCGAAUCCGUUCCGUUCCGAAGCCGUUCAACCGACUGCUCAAGAUCCUUACUUACAUGGUACUAUAAACGAUAGAACUUAUUGA